This is a messenger RNA of Eptesicus fuscus (big brown bat), 3842 nucleotides long. RefSeq names its product zinc finger protein 263 (gene ZNF263). The transcript has 6 exons. The coding region runs from base 657 to 2708 and encodes 683 amino acids. The record is from RefSeq and is a predicted model, not a curated record. Gene Ontology annotation, biological process: regulation of DNA-templated transcription. NCBI's taxonomy places the organism in Eukaryota, Metazoa, Chordata, Mammalia, Chiroptera, Vespertilionidae.
GACACUCUGACGCCUUGAAUCUCGCGUGGCUCGAGGGUUUGUAUCUUAGUAAGCUCUCCGGGGUAUUCAGACCCAGGUGGCCCGCCAGCCACGCCCGUUUUAGGACCAUUUUUUACAAAUCUGUGUAGCGAACCCAUCCUGCCCCUUGGCCAACCCCAGGAACCUCCAGGGCUUCAGGGCUUGUCGGGUGACUCCGCCUCUCGUCUUGAAUUGGCCCCUCGCUCGUCCCGUCCCGGCAGAGGAAUCUCCCUUCCUGGUUGGUCGGCAGUGACUCCGUGGCGAGAUCUGGACCAAUGGGCGCUGUAGUUCGCAGCACGUGACCAGGAGGUUGGUCCGCAGCUGGCGCCGUUGGCUUUGGACGCCUAACUCUCGCGCUGAGACUUCCGGCGGGGGAGCUGAGCGCCGAGUUCUGCGUGAGUUCGCGACGCGGCGAGAAGCGCGGCGCCCAGGUCCUUCCCCAGGGAGGGCUGGGCCGAGGGCUGGCGCGGCGGCUCCUGGGUCCGACUGAGAGGCGAAGACGCCGGAGGUGGCUGCGGCCCGGCUAGAGCUGGCUCUUCGGCCGGGACCUGAAGCCGGCCAUCCCUGUGCGAGGCUGGGGGCCCCUCUCCAGGCGGGCACAGCUGGUUUCCCGGGUAGGACACUCCGAGGGCCUGACGAUGGCGUCGGGCCCGGGCUCCCAGGAUCGGGAAGGGCUCCUGAUAGUGAAACUGGAGGAGGACUGCGCCUGGAGCCAGGAGCUGCUCCCGCCAGACCCAGGGCCCAGCCCGGAGGCCUCCCACCUGCUCUUCAGACGGUUCCGCUUCCAAGAGGCCGCUGGGCCCCGGGAAGCCCUCAGCCGGCUCCAGGAACUUUGCCAUGGAUGGCUGCGGCCUGAGAUGCGCACCAAGGAGCAGAUCCUGGAGCUGCUGGUGCUGGAGCAGUUUCUAAUCAUCCUGCCCCAGGAGAUCCAGAGCAGGGUGCAGGAGCUGCAUCCGGAGAGCGGCGAGGAAGCAGUGACCCUGGUAGAAGAUAUGCAGAGAGAGCUUGGGAAACUGAGGCAACAGGUCACAAACCAUGGGCGGGGAACAGAAGUGCUUUUGGAGGAGCCUUUGUCUCUGGAAACAGCACGGAAGUCACCGAGCUUCAAGCUGGAGCCAAUGGAGACUGAGCGAAGCCCUGGUCCCAGGCUGCAGGAGCUGCUAGGCCCCAGCCCUAAAAGGGACCCCCAGGCUGUAAAGGAGAGGGCAUUAUCUGCUCCCUGGCUUUCUCUCUUUCCUCCCGAAGGAAACAUGGAAGACAAGAUGACUGGGCCCCAGUUGCCUGAGAGCUUAGAGGACGUGGCUAUGUACAUCUCCCAGGAGGAGUGGGGGCAUCAGGAUCCUAGUAAGAGGGCCCUCUCCAGGGACACGGUGCAGGAGAGUUAUGAGAAUGUGGACUCACUGGAGUCUCAGGUUCCCAAUCAGGAGGCUCUGAGCAUCCAGGUGGAACAAGGAAGAAAACCAUGGGAUCCCAGUGUCCAGAUUUGCAAGGAGGGACUGAGCCCCAGAAACCCAGCUCCAGGAGAAGAGAAAUUUGAGAGCCAGGAAGAAAGUGCUCAGUCUGUUUCUCCUGAGAACAUCCAUCUGCAGGUGCUUCUGACUGGCCAGGCCAGAGGGGAGGUGCCCUGGAGUCCUGAGCAGGGACGGCCUGAGGACAGGGCAGAAGGGCAUUGGGAGCCUCUCCCAGAGGAUCGGAUGGAGCAGUCCAUAGUGGGGGCCACAAGUUGCAGAGAAGCAGGCCAGCCAAAGGAACUGCAGCCGAAGAAGCUCCAUUUAUGUCCCUUGUGUGGCAAAAAUUUCUCUAAUAACUCAAAUCUAAUUAGGCACCAGAGAAUACAUGCAGCAGAAAGACUGUGUAUGGGUGUAGAGUGUGGUGAAAUCUUUGGUGGGAGCCCACACUUUUUAUCACUACACAGAGCACACUUUGGAGAGGAGGCCCAUAAGUGCCUUGAAUGUGGAAAAAGCUUCAGUCAGAAUACCCACCUGACUCGCCAUCAACGCACCCACACAGGCGAGAAGCCCUAUCAAUGUAAUGUAUGUGGAAAAAGCUUCUCUUGCAACUCCAAUCUCCACAGACACCAGAGAACACACACCGGUGAAAAGCCCUACAAGUGCCCUGAGUGUGGCGAGAUUUUUGCUCACAGUUCCAAUCUCCUUAGGCACCAGAGAAUUCACACAGGAGAGAGACCCUAUAAGUGUGCUGAGUGUGGAAAAAGUUUCUCUCGAAGUUCCCACCUUGUCAUUCAUGAAAGAACUCAUGAGAAAGAGAGGCUUUACCCCUUCUCCGAGUGUGGGGAAGCAAUGAGUGACAGCAGCCCCUUUCUUACAAAUCAUGGAACCCACAAAACAGAGAAGAAACUCUUUGAAUGUUUGACCUGUGGGAAAAGCUUCCGGCAGGGCAUGCACCUCACCAGACAUCAGAGAACGCACACAGGAGAGAAACCAUAUAAAUGUACCCUUUGUGGGGAAAACUUUUCUCAUAGAUCCAACUUAAUCAGGCACCAGAGAAUUCACACGGGAGAGAAACCCUAUACCUGUCAUGAGUGUGGAGACAGUUUUUCUCACAGCUCCAAUCGGAUUCGUCAUCUGAGAACCCAUACAGGAGAGAGACCCUAUAAAUGUUCUGAAUGUGGAGAAAGCUUUUCUCGGAGUUCACGCCUUAUGAGUCAUCAGAGAACUCACACCAGAUAGAAACAAUGGUGUUUCAUUACACCACAGAUAAAGUGGCAUAAUCAGAGGGUUCUGCUGUUGAGAGCUGGUAUUUCUUGCCCUGUUGACCAAAAUCAUCUGUGUUCUUUUAUUUUAAAAAUAUUUUUAUUGAUUUAGAGAGGAAGGAAGAGGAGAUAGAAAGAAACAUCAGUGAUUAGAGGAGAAUGACUGAUUGGCUGCCUUCUGCACGCGCCCACCUACCAGGAAUGGAGCCCACAACUCAGCAUGUGCACUGACCAGGAAUCUAACUGUAACCUCUGGUCCAUAGAUUAGCGCUCAACCAUUGAGCCAUACGGUCUGGGUGAAAUCAUAUGUUUUUGAGGUAAUUACUAUAAAGAGUAACAAGGAUGGGUGUGGGGGGCGGCGGGGCUGGAGGCCAUUGCAAGGAAGCAGCAGGGGCAGCAAAGGAUUAGCAUCAAACUAAAAUGGAAUUCUGUCUGAACUAGUGAGGAUGAUAAGUCUUUGAGGUCACCUGAUCAGGGCAGAAUUCUCUAUGAAGUCCACCUUGUCUCAUGGUGCCUACCCCGCUUGGUAUAUUUGGCCAUGUUGUAAUUUGGAUGCCUUACUUAGUCUUGUCUUUCCCAGCAACUUUGGGAAUCUAUAUGACUUUUGUUACUGCUUCCUCACUUGGGACAUUCAGCAGGAGUAUUUGAACUCCUGAGGCCCUGAGACCAAAGAAGAGGGGCUGAAUCUCCUGGGAAACCAGCUUGAGGGCAAAGAAAGACUGGUGGUUAGUUGUAGCUCUCCAAAAGGCCUUGACAGGGAAGCCACAGCACACCUCAAUGGCCUCAGAGGAGUGCCCAUUGGCAGGCCAUGAACAUCAAUGUCACCUUAGACAAAAAGGACCCAGAGACCUAAGGGAAAUAGUAAGAAGGAAUUUGCAGGUCGGCCUAGGAAUUGGCAGAGGGAACUGGAAUCUGAAUUAGUCUAACCUGUACAGAGAUCAAGACUUCCCCCACCUCUGUCAGAGAAGGAUAAACAGAACUCUGGAGUCUUCAGAGGGUUAUGUAAGAAGGGUUCCCUAGGAGACUUUGAAAACACAGAUCUUAAGAAAUUAGGGAUCAUGCCUUUCCCUAUUGGAAAUAUGUUUGGAUGGUAAUAAAUACCUUCAAGAAA